This is a messenger RNA of Striga asiatica, 348 nucleotides long. The record is from the annotation of a GenBank genome assembly. NCBI's taxonomy places the organism in Eukaryota, Viridiplantae, Streptophyta, Magnoliopsida, Lamiales, Orobanchaceae.
AUGGGAAUAAUCGGCUGCGUGCGAGUGCACCGUGGCCGGGUGUUCCCAUUAGCCGGGCAGGAGGCACACGUUAGACCCGAGUUGCAGCUGUUGCUGGUACCAGAACACACCCAAACACGUAGUUCACCACAAGUUGGCUAUAUCAUAAUCUCAUACGGGACAAUAUUGAAAGCGAGCAAGAUUAGAAUAAUUUUCAAUGUCAAGCAUCAGAGCUAUAUGCCACAUGAUAUUAAGCAGAAAGAUCAAAGUGUCCAUAUACUUGAGAAAGUCGAGCAAUUUCUGCUGCAACCGAAGCAAAGUCUCCUCUUCAAUCUUCACGUAUGUCAACAAUUCCGGAAGUUUCACUGA